CCACCACAACCACCACUACCACCACUAACACCACCUCCACCACAACCACCACUACCACCACUAACACCACCUCCACCACAACCACCACUACCACCACUAACACCACCACCACCACAGCCACCACUACCACCACUAACACCACCUCCACCACAACCACCACUACCACCACUAACACCGCCUCCGCCACAGCCACCACCACCACAACCACCACUACCACCACUACCACCACCUCCACCACAACCACCACUACCACCACUAACACCACCUCCACCACAGCCACCACUACCACCACGAACACCACCACCACCACAACCACCACAACCACCUCUACCACCACUAACACCACCUCCACCACAACCACCACUACCACCACUAACACCACCACCACCACAACCACCACUACCACCACUAACACCACCUCCACCACAACCACCACUACCACCACUAACACCACCACCACCACAACCACCACUACCACCACUAACACCACCUCCACCACAACCACCACUACCACCACUAACACCACCUCCACCACAGCCACCACUACCACCACUAACACCACCUCCACCACAGCCACCACUACCACCACCACCACUAACACCACCUCCACCACAGCCACCACUACCACCACCACCACUACCACCACUAACACCACCUCCACCACAGCCACCACCACCACCACAGCCACCACUACCACCACUAACACCACCUCCACCACAGCCACCACUACCACCACUAACACCACCUCCACCACAGCCACCACUACCACCACCACCACCACCACUAACACCACCUCCACCACCACUAACACCACCUCCACCACAGCCACCACCACCACCACCACCACUAACACCACUAACACCACCUCCACCACAGCCACCACCACCACAACCACCACUACCACCACUAACACCACCUCCACCACAACCACCACUACCACCACUAACACCGCCUCCACCACAGCCACCACCACCACAACCACCACUACCACCACUAACACCACCUCCACCACAGCCACCACCACCACAACCACCACUACCACCACUAACACCACCUCCACCACAGCCACCACUACCACCACCACCACCAACACCACUAACACCGCCUCCACCACAGCCACCACCACCACAACCACCACUAACACCACUAACACCACCUCCACCACAGCCACCACCACCACCACCACCACCAACACCAACACCACUAACACCACCUCCACCACAGCCACCACUACCACCACCACCAACAACACCAACACCAACACCACUAACACCACCUCCACCACAGCCACCACUACCACCGCCACCACCACCACCACCACCACUAACACCACCUCCACCACAGCCACCACCACCACCACCACCACUAACACCACCUCCACCACCACUAACACCACCUCCACCACAGCCACCACUACCACCGCCACCACCACUAACACCACCUCCACCACCACUAACACCACCUCCACCACAGCCACCACCACCACCACCACCCCCUCCUCCUCCUCCUCCUCCUCCUCCUCCUCCUUCUCCUCUUCCUCCUCCUUCCCCUCCUCCUCCUCCUCCUUCUCCUUCUCCUCCUCCUCCUCCUCCUCCUCCUCCUCCUCCUCCUCCUCUUCCUUCGCUUCCUCCUCCUCCUCCUCCUCCUCCUCCUCCUCCUCCUCCUCCUCCUCCUCCUCCUCCUCCUAUUCAUACUCUUCCUCCUCCUCCUCCUCCUCCUCCUCCUCCUCCUCCACCUGUCCUUCCUUCCUUCCCU
Molecule: messenger RNA, 1755 nt
Organism: Eriocheir sinensis (Chinese mitten crab)
Lineage: Eukaryota; Metazoa; Arthropoda; Malacostraca; Decapoda; Varunidae
Product: basic proline-rich protein-like
Exons: 6
Source: RefSeq, a predicted model, not a curated record